Messenger RNA from Hyposmocoma kahamanoa, 2360 nucleotides. RefSeq names its product venom carboxylesterase-6-like. The coding region runs from base 97 to 1773 and encodes 558 amino acids. NCBI's taxonomy places the organism in Eukaryota, Metazoa, Arthropoda, Insecta, Lepidoptera, Cosmopterigidae. The record is from RefSeq and is a predicted model, not a curated record. The transcript has 4 exons.
UGAAUUGUCAUGUCAAACUAAAAUGGAUAUGCGUCGUUGUGCAUCCGUUCCUCCAACUCCUAACAACGAUAUUGCUGAUCUUCGAGAAGCCUUAAGAUGAGUUCGAUCUCCGAGGAGUUAUUGUACGUGGUGUACACGAAGGACGGUCCCGUGCGAGGCUACCUAGAUAAGAGAGAUGGGAAGACCUAUUACAACUUCAAAAGCAUACCUUACGCUAAGCCACCGACUGGGUGUUUACGAUUUAUGCCACCAUCUCCUAUCAAGCCAUGGACUGAGGUGAUGGACUGCACCAAAGUUGCACCACUGCCAAUAUGCUUCUCAUUACACCACAAAAUUGUAGGUUCAGAAGACUGCCUUUAUUUGGAGGUGUCAACUACCACUAUGAAGCCAAAUAAGCCCUUGCCUGUCAUGUUCUGGAUAGGUGGAUGUGGCUUUGCUUGGUACAUGGACAAUAUUUGUGACCCCACACUAUUGAUUGAUCAAAAUAUAAUAUUUGUGCGAUGUGGCUUCCGAUUGGGGCCUUUUGGAUUUUUGUCCAUUAAUGAUUUCACAGCCCCAGGAAAUAAUGGACUGAAGGACAUAGUAAUGGCCCUAAAGUGGGUCCAGAGAAAUAUCAGUGCAUUUGGAGGAGACCCACAGAAUGUGACAUUGUUUGGUAAUAGCUCUGGAGGGGCAUGCAUCCAUCUCUUGAUGCUGUCUCCCAUGGCCUCUGGCUUGUUUCAUAAAGCAAUACUUCAAAGUGCCAGCGCUUUAAACAAUUGGUCUCUUGCUAAAAACCCUUAUCAGCCCGUGAUGGAGCUAGCUAAACAACUAGGAGUAACAAAAACAUGCAAAAUGGAAAUAAUUGAAGAACUGAAAUCUAUUCCUGCAUUAAAGCUAAUGAAAGCCGUAUGUGCCUUGGAACAUAGAUUGCACGAAUUGGACAAAAAUGACACUUUUGAUUCUAUAUUUAAGCCAUGCAUUGAGGAAGAGUUUGAAGGUCAACCAGCAUUUCUCACCAAGAGCCCUCCAGUUAUUAUUAAGUCUGGGAAUUUUAAUAAAGUGCCUUUUAUAAUAGGUAGCAAUAACAUUGAAGGAUCUGUGAUGCAGUACAUGAAGAGUGACUUCUACACCAAUUUUGAAAAGUAUAAUGAGAAUUUGAGUCUGAUUGUACCUCGGCCAUUGGUAGGAGACACAACAGUGUCAAAAGCCAUUGGGCAGCAGCUUUUGAGGUUUUACUUGGACGGUGAGGAAUCAUUGACUGAAGAUACCAGAAACCAAUACUUACAGCUGCUCAGUGAUUAUUAUUUUCUUUAUUAUGUGAACAAGACUGUUAAACUUCAUAGUCAGUUUGCACCCGAGUGUCCCAUUUAUUACUACAUCAUAAACUAUGCUGGGGAAUGGUCUGUACCAGACCACUUGGAGUUUUUAAAUUCUCUUGGGCAUUGUGCUGACUAUCCAUUUGUGUUUCGUCUUAAUUGCCACAAUCACUCAAACUCUUCGGUCAUUAAAGGCAGUCGGGACUCGAUUAUAAUGAGAAGCAGAGUUGUGAAAAUGUGGACUAAUUUUGCUAAAUAUAGUGAUCCUACACCUGAUGAGGAGGACCCAUUACUGCAAAUUAAAUGGGACCCAGUUGAGCACAAAGACAAACUAAAUUACCUUAGCAUUGGAUCGGAACUCACCAAAGGCAGGAACCCUUUUCAUGACAGAAUGGCUUUUUGGGAGAAACUGCAUGAAGAACACACAUUCCUCAGAGUACUUGUUUACUUUAAUGAUAUAGGAGUGUCGUGGUAAUAACAAGAAAUAUAUUCACUACAUCACCACAUAUUGCUACGGGUUUACUUUGCCUAGAACGCAAAGUGGUGGACCACCUAACCAUUGUUCAGGGUACUAAGAUAUCAGGGUUUUUAAUGAUGGUUCAUAUUCACUGGUAGAUAGGGUUUGGUAUGCGACAUUGUUUUAUUCUUAUGUUGAAGUGGAAAACGCCAUUUACUGUUGACCAAUGUCACUUAGCCCCCCCCCCCCAUUAUUAUAUACAAGUAGUACUAGUGGUGGGUGACAGAUACCUACUCUGUUUAGAUCUAUUUCUGAAUAUAUUAUAUGAAUAUUUGUAUACAUGUAAGCUAUUUUUUGGAUUAGUCCAUUAGUAUACCUAUUUUUAUUUAAUAAUAUAUGUACACUCGGCCACACAUUAUUUGUUUUAUAUACAUUGCGUCAAAAUUGUAGUCCUUAGCGCAAACGCUAUUAUAACUUUUUAUUGAUUGAAGAAAUAAAACGUGUGUUCUGUGAUGUUUAGACAGGCUUCAGUGUACUAAUGAACAAGUUUAGUUAUCAUUGUUAUGAAGGUUUGCUCGAUUUUUAUUCUUAUUUACGGUUGUUAU